AUGGGGAUGGGAGGGGGAGCAAUAGGAUCUGUGGAACAACCUCAGCCAUUAACAUCCAAAACUGAAGAAUUUAUUCCACCUCCACCUCAUGUUCGGCCUUUACCUGAUAAGUCUCCAGUUACAAAAAAAAACAAAUUUAAGGAAACAGACGAAACCUCAAAUUUGUGCAAUACAGAGCUCCAACGACUGGUCUUGUUGGAACAGCUGGAACUAAUAAGAGUUCAAAAGGAAAAGGAAAAAUUAUUGUUGGAAAAACUACAAAAAGAAAAUGGAGACCAAUUUGAAGAAAUAAAUAAUUUGUUGUUCAGAAAGUUGUAA
Messenger RNA from Acanthoscelides obtectus, 318 nucleotides. The record is from the annotation of a GenBank genome assembly. Lineage: Eukaryota; Metazoa; Arthropoda; Insecta; Coleoptera; Chrysomelidae.